UUAACUCUUCUCAGGAACCUUCGACUUUCCUUGCUGGGCAAAGGCAUCAUGAGUUGUCAGAUCACGUGCAAAUCUCGAGGAAGAGGAGGAGGUGGUGGAUUCCGGGGCUUCAGCAGCGGUUCUGCUGUGGUCUCUGGCGGGAGCCGGAGAUCAGGCGCCAGCUUCUCCUGCGUUAGCCGCCAUGGCGGUGGCGGAGGGGGCUUUGGUGGAGGCGGCUUUGGCAGUCGGAGUCUUGUUGGCCUUGGAGGGACCAAGAGCAUCUCCAUUAGUGUGGCUGGAGGAGGUGGAAGCUUUGGCUCCGGUGGUGGAUUUGGUGGCAGAGGAGGUGGCUUCGGAGGUGGCUUCGGAGGUGGCAGUGGCUUCGGAGGUGGUGGCGGCGGCUUUGGAGGUGGCAGCGGCUUUGGAGGCGGCAGUGGCUUCGGAGGCGGCGGUUUUGGAGGUGGCGGCUUUGGUGGAGGCCGCUUAGGAGGUGGCGGUGGCUUUGGAGGUUUUGGGGGUCCUGGUGGCUUUGGGCCUGGAGGAUUCCCUGGUGGAGGCAUCCACGAAGUCUCCAUCAACCAGAGCCUCCUGCAGCCUCUCAAUGUGAAAAUUGAUCCUGAAAUCCAGAACGUGAAGUCGCAGGAGCGGGAGCAGAUCAAAACUCUCAACAACAAAUUUGCCACCUUCAUUGACAAGGUGCGGUUCCUGGAGCAGCAGAACCAAGUAUUGCAGACCAAAUGGGAUCUGCUGCAGCAAAUAGAUGUCCGCACCCGUUCCACCAACCUGGACCCCAUCUUUCAAGCAUAUAUCGGCCAGCUGAAGAAAUAUGUGGAUUCGCUCUCUGCAGAAAGAACAACACAAGAUUUAGAGCUGAACAACAUGCAGGAUCUCGUUGAGGAAUUUAAGAAGAAGUAUGAGGAUGAAAUCAACAAGCGCACAGCUGCUGAGAAUGAUUUCGUGACUCUUAAAAAGGAUGUGGACAAUACCUACAUGACCAAGGUGGAGCUGCAGUCCAAGGUGGAUGUGCUGAACCAGGAGGUUGAGUUCAUGAAAGUUCUCUUUGAUGCGGAGGUGUCUCAGAUGCAGAGUCAUGUCACCGACACCAACGUCAUUCUGUCCAUGGACAACAACCGCAACCUGGACCUGGACAGCAUCAUAGCUGAGGUCCAGAACCAGUACGAGGAGAUUGCCCAGAAGAGCAAGACGGAGGCCGAGGCCCUGUACCAGAGCAAGUAUGAGGAGCUCCAGGUCACUGCUGGGAAACAUGGAGACAGCGUGAAAGAGAUCAAGAUGGAGAUCAAUGAGCUGAACCGUGUGAUCCAGAGACUGAAAGGGGAGAUUGACCACGUGAAGAAGCAGAACGUACAAGACAACAUUGCAGAUGCUGAGCAGAGGGGAGAGCAUGCUAUCAAAGAUGCCCAAAACAAGCUCACCGACCUGGAGGAAGCCUUGCAGCAGGCCCGGGAGGACCUGGCCCGGCUGCUGCGUGACUACCAGGAGCUCAUGAACACCAAGCUGGCCCUGGAUGUUGAGAUUGCCACCUACCGCAAGCUGCUGGAGGGCGAGGAGUACAGGAUGUCUGGAGACCUCAGCAGCAACGUGACUGUGUCCGUGACAAGCAGCACUGUUUCUUCGCACGUGGCAUCAAAGGCUGGUUUUGGAGUUGGCCAAGGUUCCGGAGGUAGAGGAUCUGGUUCUGGAGGAGGAGGAUUCAGCACUGGAAGCAGCAGUUAUGGCUCUGGAGGCAGAGGAUCAGGCUCCAGAAGUGGAGGUGGAGGAGGGGGCUAUGGCUCUGGUGGUUCCAGAGGAGGCUCUGGCUCUGGAGGAGGAUACGGUUCUGGAGGAGGCUCUAGAGGAGGCUCUGGAGGUGGAUAUGGCUCUGGAGGCGGCUCCAGAGGAAGCUCUGGAGGCGGCUCCAAAGGAGGCUCUGGCUCUGGAGGAGGAUACGGAUCUGGAGGAGGCUCUAGAGGAGGCUCUGGAGGGGGCGGAUAUGGCUCUGGAGGUGGCUUUAAAUCAGGUGGUUCUAUCUCUGAAAAGUCUGGUUCUGGCUCAGGUGAAGCUUACGGUCCCAGCGUGAGCUUCUCUUUUAGAUAAAGAUGUAGUCCCGCCCUUGACUCCCACUCCAGAAUGUAGAAGCUUGUCUCUGUACAUCUAACUGACAGCAAAUCAAAACUUGUCAUCCAUUUGGGGAAAGGGAUGCCGACAUACAGUUUUUGAAAUAUCUCCUCUCCAAACAAAUUAGUUGGAGCAGGUGACAGCCUCUGUCCCCUGGGGAAGAAUCUGCAUCGUCUAGGUUUGCGCUUCCAGCCAUACCCCCAUUCCCAGCGCCUCUUUGCAUUGCCCAUUUGGUGGUCCUUUUUCCUGACAAGUAUGCCCUCGAGGACCCCAUUUCAAAGCCCAUGCCUUUCCCCUGGCAGUGCCCAUGGGGAAACAUGUUUCUGUGUAUAUAGCCUGUCUUGCUGACUCUGCAUAUAAAGUGCUGUGGUCUUGGU
This is a messenger RNA of Pteropus alecto (black flying fox), 2471 nucleotides long. It is a transcript of the gene KRT2, whose product is annotated as keratin 2. The record is from RefSeq and is a predicted model, not a curated record. The coding region runs from base 49 to 2073 and encodes 674 amino acids. Lineage: Eukaryota; Metazoa; Chordata; Mammalia; Chiroptera; Pteropodidae. Gene Ontology annotation, biological process: keratinization; intermediate filament organization. Gene Ontology annotation, molecular function: structural constituent of skin epidermis. Gene Ontology annotation, cellular component: keratin filament. The transcript is spliced from 9 exons.